CUCAACAAGGGAGAUUCAAAUUCAGAUUCAAAUUAUAGCAAUGAGAUUUACUAUAGCUAGUAUCCUCUUUCUUUCACUGAUGGCUUGGAGUGUCAAUGCAAGAAAAGAUGGAGGGGGAUAUUGGCAAGGUGUUGUGAAGGAUCAAAAAGUGGAAGGAGAUGGCUGCCACACGGUGGAUGAGUCAUCAAUCUUCAAUGUCAAACCUAAGUACGAGGAAUCUUUUGCAAAUGGCUUUGAGAAAAGGGCUCAUACUAAUACUCAUGUCAACCAUUUAGGUUUUGUAAGAGAGUUCGAACCUCGGCCUAGUGCCACAUCUUAUGUUGGUAACCUCAAGCCUCAAGAUGAGAAAUCUAUUGUGAGAGAUUUUGAACCUAGGCCUAGUGCCACAUCUUAUAUAGGUAACCUCAAGCCUGAAGAUGAGAAAUCUUUUGUGAGAGAUUUUGAGCCUAGGCCUAGUGCCACAGCUUAUGUUGGCAAUCUCAAGCCUGAAGAUGAGAAAUCUUUUCUGAGAGAUUUUAAACCUAGGCCUAGUGCCACAUCUUAUAUUAGUAACCUCAAGCCUGAAGAUAAGAAAUCUUUACUGAGAGAAUUUGAGCCUAGACCUAGUGCCACAGCUUAUGUUGGACACCUCAAGCCUGAAGAUGAGAAAUCUUUUCUGGGAGAAUUUGAGCCUAGACCUAGUGCUACAGCUUAUGUUGGAAACCUCAAUCCUGAAGAUGAGAAAUCUUUUCUGAGAGAUUUUGAGCCUAGGCCUAGUGCCACAUCUUAUGUUGGUAACCUCAAGCCUGAAGAUGAGAAAUCUUUUCUGAGAGAAUUUGAACCUAGACCUAGUGCCACUUCUUAUGUUGGAAACCUCAAGCCUGAAGAUGAGAAAUUUUUUCUGAGAGAAUUUGAGCCUAGACCUAGUGCCACAGCUUAUGUUGGAAACCUCAAGCCUGAAGAUGAGAAAUCUUUUCUGAGAGAAUUUGAGCCUAGACCUAGUGCCACAGCUUAUGUUGGAAACUUCAAGCCUGAAGAUGAGAAAUCUUUUCUGAGAGAAUUUGAGCCUAGACCUAGUGCUACAGCUUAUGUUGGCAACCUCAAGCCUGAAGAUGAGAAAUCCUUUGUGAGAGAUUUUGAACCUAGGCCUAGUGCCACAUCUUAUGUUGGUAACCCCAAGCCUGAAGAUGAGAAAUCUCUUGUAAGAGAUUUUGAGCCUAGGCCUAGUGCUACAUCUUAUGUUGGUAACCUCGAGCCACAAGAUGAGAAAUCAUUUAUGAGAGAUUUUGAGUCUAGGCCUAGCGCUACAUCUUAUGUUGGUAAUGUAAAGCCUAGAGAUGAGAAAUCAGUUAAUGCUUACGAUUUUGAACUAAGACCUUAUGUUUCAGCAUAAUACUGAUAAUGUUUAUUCAAAGAAGGAGAAAAUCUUAUGGCGGAGUCUUUGAGCCACGACCCAAUGUUUCAGCAUAUAGUGAUAAGUGAAAAUGAAUCAUGAGUGGGAAGUUUAAGUUGUUAUGUGUGCUUUUAGUUGUGCUUUUUAUUAUAAUGUAUGAUGGUGUAUAAGAUUGUGGUUUUCGAAUAAAGUUUAAUCAUGUGUGCCGUGAAAAAUGUGCAUUGGCUCUUGA
This is a messenger RNA of Salvia hispanica, 1604 nucleotides long. RefSeq lists its product as uncharacterized. The record is from RefSeq and is a predicted model, not a curated record. NCBI's taxonomy places the organism in Eukaryota, Viridiplantae, Streptophyta, Magnoliopsida, Lamiales, Lamiaceae.